This is a messenger RNA of Rhipicephalus microplus (southern cattle tick), 1297 nucleotides long. Its product is annotated as arginine-hydroxylase NDUFAF5, mitochondrial. The record is from RefSeq and is a predicted model, not a curated record. Gene Ontology annotation, cellular component: mitochondrion. Gene Ontology annotation, molecular function: S-adenosylmethionine-dependent methyltransferase activity. Gene Ontology annotation, biological process: mitochondrial respiratory chain complex I assembly. NCBI's taxonomy places the organism in Eukaryota, Metazoa, Arthropoda, Arachnida, Ixodida, Ixodidae.
UGCAAAGGUGGCGUGUGCCCUAAUGUUUGAGCUCUCGUUGCGAUCGUAGUUCGUAUCUUUUAAGCGCAGAAUGCUCGUCUCCGAAUUCAAACUGUGUCGGAUGCUGUGUCGGAGGGUUCCCGGAGUGUGGAUAGCACGAACUGGCCAGACUGCGAGGUGUGGCGAACCCUCGAACACCGCCGGACCCAGUGAUGGCUCGAGGUGUUUCUACUCGUCUCUGCCCCCGGGUCAUCAAAUGAACGUUUUCGACAGAAAGGCGAAGACGCGCCACAAGACCCUGGCGGCCCUGGACAAGGACGUCGAAGUGUACGACUACCUCAAAGACGAGGUUGGUUAUCGGUUGGCUGAUCGGGUCUAUGACAUUAAGAGAAAGUUCCCAAGAGCUGUGGAGCUGGGCUGCGGUCGAGGCCACGUGUCGCAUCAUUUGGACUCUGAAGCCGUGGAAUCCCUCGUCCUGUGCGACGCGUCUCGAGAGUGCCUCAUACGCUGCAAGGUGCCUAAAGACGUGCCCGCAACGAAGCUUGUCGUCGACGAAGAGUUCCUUCCAUUCGCAGAGAAUUCUGUCGACAUCUUUCUCAGCAGCUUGAGUCUCCACUGGGUCAACAAUCUUCCCGGCACAUUCAAACAGGUGUGGAACGCACUUAAGCAGGAUGGUGCCUUUCUGGGAUGCGUCUUCGGUGGUGACACCUUGUACCAGCUGAGGGGCUCCUUGCAGCUUGCGGAAACGGAACGUGAAGGUGGAUUUGGUGCCCACAUAUCCCCGUUUGUCCAACCUACGGAUUUGGCUGCCCUUCUGAACCACGCUGGCUUUGUACUACUUACGAUAGACUCCGACGAAAUGACAGUCAACUAUCCGACGGCGUUCCAUCUCAUGGCCGACCUCAAAGGCAUGGCCGAGAACAACGUGACGUGGAACCGCAAGUCUCACCUACACAGGGAUACGAUGGUCGCAGCGGCGGCGAUUUACCAAGAACUCUAUGGCAAUGAGGACGGAUCUAUACCGGCCACGUUUCACAUCUUGUCCUUUAUCGGCUGGAAGCCAGACCCAUCACAGGCCAAGCCAGCAAAGAGGGGAUCUCAAACUGUGUCAUUGAAGGAUUUAGGGUCUCUCUUAGAUCCGGCCAGCAAGACAUAGUCUCACCUUCGGCAAGGGACAAGUUCCAGAAUGUGUAGUACUAUAUAGGUUAUUUAGACUGAUUUAUCAGCGCAAAACAGACGGAACAUUUAGAAAAGACACGUACACAGCGCUGUGUGUGUGUGUGUGUCUUUUUUAAAUGUUCUGUUUUUUGAGCUGAUA